AUGGCUCCACAGACUGGCUCCACUGAAAAGGACAAGCGACCUGUUUCAGCCUUUCUACAGCUUUUCACCUGGGAAGAGAUCAGAAUCCACAACGGCCAUGGUCGAGGUCAGGAGCAAUGGCUGGUGAUUGACAGGAAGGUUUAUGAUGUCAGCAAGUUUUCUAAACAACACCCUGGAGGCAGCCGAGUUAUUAGCCACUAUGCUGGGCAAGAUGCUACGGAUGCCUUUGUAGCAUUUCACAAUGAUAAGUCUCUGGUGAAAAAAUACUUGAAAUCUCUGCUGAUUGGGGAGUUGGCACCGGAUCAACCCAGCUUUGAGUCUAACAAAAAAAAAUCACUUCUAGAGGAUUUUCGUGAGCUGCGCGGUACUAUUGAGAAGAUGGGACUCCUGAGGCCGAAUUACAUCUUUUUCUUCCUGAUUUUCCUUCACCUCCUGGUACUGGAUGCUGCAUCCUGGCUCAUGGUCUGGUACUUUGGGAUAUCCUUAGUGCCUUUCCUGGUUGGCAUUGCGUUCUUCACCAUUGCUCAGAUCCAGAUGGGCUGGUUCCAACAUGAUCUGGGUCACUGCUCUGUGUUCAGGAAGCCGAAAUGGAAUCGGCUUCUGCAGAUCGUUGUGAUAAAUGUUCUGAAGGGGUUACCAGCCAGCUGGUGGAAUCACCUGCACAACCAGCACCAUGCCAAACCCAACUGCUUCCGCAAAGACCCUGACCUCAACAUGCACCCUCUCCUGUUCAGCUUGGGAAAGACACUCUCCGUGGAGCUUGGAAAAAGGAAGAAGAAGUUCAUGCCUUACAAUUACCAGCAUAAGUAUUUCAUCUUAUUGGCCCCCCUUGCACUUGUGCCCUUCUUCCAGCUGUCUAUAUUCUACUUCACAAUCAAGAGGAAAAAGUGGUUGGACUUGGUGUUGAUUGUGUCAUUCAACAUCCGAGUCUGUCUCAUGUAUAUUCCUUUAAUGGGGUUUAACAAUUUCAUGGUGUACUACUGGCUGUCCAGGUACCUAGAGAGUACCUGGUUUAUUUGGGUGUCACAGAUGAAUCACAUUCCAAUGGACAUUGAUUAUGAUAAGAACAAAGACUGGGUAUCUACUCAGCUCCAUGCAACAUGCAAUGUGAACCAAUCUUUGUUCAAUGACUGGUUCACUGGGCACUUGAACUUCCAAAUUGAGCACCACCUUUUCCCCACAAUGCCUCGACACAACUACUGGAAAGCAGCUCCUCUGGUGAAAGCCCUUUGUGAUAAGCAUGGCAUUGAGUAUAAAAGCAAGACUUUACUGACAGCCUUUGUAGAUAUUUUGCAUUCACUGAAGGAUUCUGGGGAGCACUGGCUUGAUGCAUAUCUGCAUGGAUAGAAACUGGC
Messenger RNA from Gymnogyps californianus (California condor), 1355 nucleotides. RefSeq names its product acyl-CoA (8-3)-desaturase-like. The record is from RefSeq and is a predicted model, not a curated record. Gene Ontology annotation, cellular component: membrane. Gene Ontology annotation, biological process: lipid metabolic process. Gene Ontology annotation, molecular function: oxidoreductase activity, acting on paired donors, with oxidation of a pair of donors resulting in the reduction of molecular oxygen to two molecules of water. Bases 1 to 1347 code for a protein of 448 amino acids. NCBI's taxonomy places the organism in Eukaryota, Metazoa, Chordata, Aves, Accipitriformes, Cathartidae. The transcript is spliced from 12 exons.